GAGAGAAGCAACACUUCUGCAAACAUGACGAGUGUCGUAGUAAAGAUGCUGUGCCUUCUGCUCUGCGCAGUUUUCGCCUCGGCUGAUGUCAUGCCCAUGACUGACUUCGACCUGCAAAAGGUGGAAGGAAAGUGGUAUCUCGUUGGCUUUGCUACAAACGCAAAAUGGUUUGUCAGUCAUAAGGAUGACAUGAAGAUGGGAACUGCCAUGCUGGUGCCCACCCAGGAGGGAGACCUUGACCUCAGUUACUCUAACCUGAAGAGUGAUGGUUCCUGCUGGAGGAUGACUUACCUCGCCAAGAAAACCGAGACUCCUGGAAGAUUUGUCUUCUACAGCCAGCGUUGGGGAAAUGACAAUGACAUGCGCGUGGUUGACGCCAAGUUUGACGAGUACGCAAUUUUUCACACCAUCAAGACCAAAGGAGGAGUAUCUGAGAUCCUCAACAAACUCUACAGUCGCACUCCAGAAAUGGUCGAUGACUUGAAGGAGAAGUUCAGGCAGUUUUGUUUGGACACUGGCAUCCUUGAGGAAAACAUUGUCAUGCUUCCACAAAAUGGAGAAUGCUCAGUUGCCGCAUAAUCGCCUCAUCAAGCGAAGACAAAGACAGCUUCAGCUGGUCCAAUCAUUUCAGCCAAAAACAGAUCUGAAUUUACUGUCGGCUUGGUUUUGGUCUCUUUCACUUUGUAUGGAAACAUUCUUUGUGCCUUGAACAGUCAUGGUGUGCUCAUACUGAUUGACCAGUUUGCAACUACAGAGUAAUCAAAAGCAGAGGGGAGAGAAUGGCAAAGCAUUUCCUUACCAAAAAGAUGUUUUUUGAACUCAAGUUUUUCAUGUUCUAGACCGAUGUGUCAUGUUUUUAAGUGCCAAUGUUAGCUAACAUGUCUGAUCACCCAUUUCACACACCACCUGCAGGACUUUUAUAAGCUGUGCUUUUUAUCUUUGAUGGUUUUGUUUACUGCUGAUUGAUUAAAUUGGUUUACAAAAGUC
Danio rerio (zebrafish) is the source of this 987-nucleotide messenger RNA. It is a transcript of the gene ptgdsb.1, whose product is annotated as prostaglandin D2 synthase b, tandem duplicate 1. The record is from RefSeq and is marked provisional. Lineage: Eukaryota; Metazoa; Chordata; Actinopteri; Cypriniformes; Danionidae. Gene Ontology annotation, molecular function: small molecule binding.